AUGGAAGUGGUUGGCUGCGUCGGAGCUGUGGUGGGACUGGCAGGCAGUUCCAUCAAGUUUUUGAAGCGCCUAGAUGACUUGAUCACCGCUGUCAAAGAAGGGCCAGUUGAUCUAUCCACAGCACAGACUCGAAUAAGACAGCAUGAAAGAUUCCUUACAGAGCUCAAAGAUGACUAUGCCGCGAUACCCAUGAGUCGAAUAACGAACGAAGAGCGAGUCUUCUUUGACGGCUAUAUCCAAGAGUCUGAGAAUGAGGUGAACCGUUUCAAGACUCUUCUGGAGAAGGUCGCAAAGCAAAGAACACGAGGCAGUGGCCUGCAGAAACUGGAGACAGCAGCGCGGAUGCAGUUGAACGAGAAAGAUAUCCAGAAGUACAAGAGCAUGCUGCAGUACCAAAUGUCCCAGCUCCAAAUCUUUGAACUGGAGGUAGACGAUACUCUCGAAUCGAUCGUAUCUUCCUUGACUCAUGGGCAGGCAGAAGACAGAACAAUGCACAUGUCUACCCAGCGUGCCAUCGAGGACGUCUCUGAAUCAUUGACAACACGUGAUCAAAAGUCACAAGCCAUGUACAUGCGGACAGUGGAAAUUUUCAAUGACGCCGCUAGAAGAAUUGAAGCACACCAUUUACAAGCCAUGUCAAUGCACUCAUCUAUGGAGGCGCAUGUGGCUACCAUUGUGGGGAAUCUGAAUGCACACAGCCAGCACACGCAGCUGAUACAAACAUCACAUCACUCGACUUUGCUGGGCAUACAGGAAAGUUUGGAGAAUCAAGUCAUCCCUGCGAUGCAGGCUCUCUCGAAUGAGAUCAAAUAUCGCAAUCGAGAUAUUGUCCGUCGAAGGCGACGAAGUCCCCAUGAACCUGUCGAAAGCGGUAAGCGAGGCUGGGAUGACACCCACGAGGACAGUCGAGAAAGGGUAUUGACCUUCUCUUACGCUUCGCGGACGUACAAAACCCCAUUUGGUCGACUAUACGUCUCCACCAGUCAUUCCUGGAACAGAAGGAGCAUUGCGUAUGGAGUCAGAUUUGAACCUUCCCGCAUUCUCUCUCACAAUUUCGUGGAAUGGAAAUGCCUGGUAAAGACGGGUCCACACGGGCUUUCAGCGACCGUCCAGAACAGGAUGGGCAGACUUUGUGAAGAUGUCGAGGUGAUCAGAGCCCUUGGACUUCUGCUCGAUGAGCGUCGUUUUACGCCUGGUGACUUCGUUCAAGACGGUUAUGGUUUCGUGGUACCAAUCCUGGAAUUGUUCUACCCUGAGUAUUACAGAACGUUCAAAUGGCUUCUAGACAUAGGUUGCCGAUCGGACGUGGGUAAGACGCAGUUUUUAAUGAACCAGGCGAUCGACUAUAGGUGCCACGUUCUGGAUAUACACCCAGACUAUGCUCAUAGCGAUUACUUCCUACAACAUUCGGUCCCCAAGGAACUACAAGAUAAUCUAGGCGAACCUGUUACCGGCUGGUACGAUCAAACCUUUGAAUUGGGCUUCAGGUACCGUAUCGACAAAUAUGUACCAUCUUCACAUCUCAGCCAUCUUCUACCCUACAAACACUGUGCUCAAGAUAUAGUAGAAGUAAUAUACGAUUUAGGUGGACUCGACACGCUCAUGAAAGACUGGUAUCUUGACCACUGGCUCCUUGUCGGCAUGGGUUAUAUGAAUCCCGAGCUCCUGUCACUGGUACUUGGGAAGAGAAGAGAUAUUGCAUCGAAAUUCACUCUUGAGCGUGUCGUGCGAGAGAUGCAAGACAUGAAUGACACCUGGCAGCUUAAGAGGCUGAUGGAUUACUUUGUAAUGAACGGAAAUCUCAGCCUCGUCCGAUACCUCAUACAAAGCGGGUUUGAUGUAUCGCUGAUGCUGGAUCCAUCAGUCCGGAGAGGAGAUGAUCAAGUCUGUGACCUAGUUCUGCGCCACUAUGAGGGCAGAGCUUUGACAAAACCGCAACUGGAGGUUCUCUUUUGGAAUCAUUAUGUAACGUACCGAAUGGUACGAGACAUUACAUUUAGGGCCAAAAUUCUCGACAAAGUGGCGUUCAGCUUUGAAGAAGAUACGCAAAACGGCCUUGGCCGUGCUGGUCAUAUCGAAAGCCCCUUGCUCCCCAUUUUCGAGCACAGCUAUGCGGCCAUCAGAUCACCUAUGGGAGAGCACCAUAAGAUGCAAGCGUAUUUUUGGAUAGCUAUUGAAGGUUGUAUCUCCCGUUACGAAAACAUGGACUGCCGUUUUCCACGCGACCUCCGACUGCUCAUCCACGACAUUGCAACGUACAAAUACGAGAGCUUCCGACACGGCAUAAACUACAUACCGCAAGACGCACCAGACGACGAACGAGAGGCGAUCAAAGGCUAUUCGCCCUUGAUGAUAGCAUUGUGGGCUGGCAUGAAACCAGUGGUUAAGAUACUGAUUCGUGCCGGGGCCGACAUAACUAAACGCUCUCCUUGUGGAAUCUCAGCACUCCAACUAGCUGAAUGCAACGUGCGAAGUGACCAUCCGCGGGUUUACCAUGAAUUCGAGGACGGGUGUUACCAGCACCGCGAGCUUUCUGUGUCUUCAGGUGUAGAUCGAAGCAUGCUCCAGAUGCUUCGCGACGCUCUCCGCAACCGCGGUGAGGAAGUGCCCAGCAUGGACACCCCUGCCGCAAAGCUCGAGAGACCACAAACUGUCUACAACAGGCUGUACGGCAAAAUCCAAGUAUUGCUCAACUGGGUAACUAGUCCCGCCGUGAAUAUCGACACACAGGCGCUCCGUGACCGACGCCUCUACAUUGCUGUCGUAUGGACUUUCGGGUUCCUCUCCAUCGCGAAGCUGCUACAACCCAAUGUCGAGAGUAUCGCGACAGGAGCGCUGAGACUGCUAUCCCGGCCAAUCUUUGCCAUUCCAAUCCUUGCCUGGGUUGUCAUGACGAUGUGGCAGCGAUAUUCAAUGGCUUAA
Neoarthrinium moseri is the source of this 2922-nucleotide messenger RNA. RefSeq lists its product as uncharacterized. Gene Ontology annotation, molecular function: protein binding. The record is from RefSeq and is a predicted model, not a curated record. The transcript has 8 exons. The coding region runs from base 1 to 2922 and encodes 973 amino acids. NCBI's taxonomy places the organism in Eukaryota, Fungi, Ascomycota, Sordariomycetes, Amphisphaeriales, Apiosporaceae.